Molecule: messenger RNA, 1687 nt
Organism: Cucurbita maxima (winter squash)
Lineage: Eukaryota; Viridiplantae; Streptophyta; Magnoliopsida; Cucurbitales; Cucurbitaceae
Exons: 2
Coding region: 54-1499 (481 amino acids)
Source: RefSeq, a predicted model, not a curated record
UCCCUUUCAAUCCCAACCUUAAUUUCCACAACCAAACCAAACCGAACCGAACCAUGCCUUCCUCUUCCAUUUCUAUUCUCUCUCGAUGCUCUGUUUUUCCCGAUCAACCUUCCUCCCUCACCUCCCUCAAGCUGUCUGUUUCCGAUCUUCCGAUGCUCUCCUGUCACUAUAUUCAAAAGGGUGUUCUUCUUCCUUCUCCUCCUUACUCUGUUUCUGAUUUCUUCUCCUUUCUCAAACGAGCUCUCUCCGCCACUCUCUCCCACUUCCCCCCUCUCGCCGGCCGCUUCUCCACUGACUCCGACAGCCAUGUUCACAUCCUUUGCAAUGAUUCCGGGGUUGAACUCGUUCAGGCGAAGGCUAAACAUAUUACUCUUAAUACCCUUCUCUCUCCCGGCGAUGUCCCCGAUUACUUCAAGGAGUUUUUUCAAUUCGAUCACACUAUUAGCUACUCCGGCCACUUUAAGCCCUUGCUAGCUGUUCAGGUGACAGAGCUAGCUGAUGGAGUGUUUGUUGGGUGUACUGUCAACCAUGCCGUCACCGACGGGACCUCUUUCUGGCACUUUUUCAACACAUUGGCUGAAAUUUGCAAAGGGACUAAGAAGAUAUCGAAGACGCCGGAUUUCUGUAGAGAGACUGUUUUCAACUCGCCGGCGGUGCUGAAAUUUCCCGAAGGUGGUCCGGUGGUGACGUUCAACGGCGAUGAGCCGUUGAGAGAGAGGAUUUUUCACUUUACGCGAGAAUCCAUUUUGAAGCUGAAGCUGAAGGCCAACACGAACAACCAGAUCGCCGGACGGAAGCCGGGCAAUGGAUUUACCGACGCUGUUGAGAUUUUGGGGAAACAGGGGAAUGACAGUUGGAAAACCGUCAACGGGAAUAUAACGUCCGUCUUGGAGAAUUUGAUUAAAACUAACGUCCCAAAUCGAACGGCUGAGAUUUCGUCUUUCCAAUCGUUGUGCGCACAAUUGUGGCGCUCUGUGACACGUGCGAGGAAACUUGACCCGUCUAAAACGACGACGUUUCGUAUUGCGGUGAACUGCCGUCACCGGUUGAACCCGCGGCUGGAGCCGUAUUACUUCGGCAACGCGAUACAGAGUACUCCGACGGUGGCGUCGGUCGGAGAGCUUCUGUCGAACGAUCUCUGGUGGUGCGCCGAUCUGCUGCAUAAAAACGUGGUGGCAUACGAUGACGCCACCAUCCGCCGAGAAAUCGCCAAUUGGGAGAGGCAUCCACGGCUAUUCCCUCUCGGAAACAACGACGGUGCGUCAAUCACCAUGGGCAGCUCGCCGAGAUUUCCGAUGUACGACAACGAUUUCGGUUGGGGCCGUCCAAUCGCCGUCCGAAGCGGACGAGCCAACAAAUUCGACGGCAAGAUCUCCGCUUUCCCCGGUCGAGAUGGUAACGGCAGCAUCGAUCUGGAAAUCGUUCUCUCGCCGGAAACAAUGGCCGGCCUCGAGCAGGACCCAGAUUUUAUGCAGUAUGUCUCAACAAUUACCGUUUAGAGGUAAAAAGUAAAAAACAAUAUAUAUUAUAUUAUAUAUAAAGUUCCAAAUCGUCUCUAAAACUGUGAGCGAGUGUGUGGAAUUUGAUUAAGAAACAUAAAACGGCGGCGUUUAUCUUAUAAUUAUGUUUACUAGGUUGUCCGUGAUCUUUAUAGCUUGUAAGUUUCCCACCUGAUGGGAAAAAAAAA